AUGCAGGCACCAUGGAUGGAUGCUCUGCCCAUGAACACCAAUGUAUGGGUAUCUGGUGACAAGAAUCUUGAACAGGAAGUGCUGGCAGCUGACACGAGGCCGCAGGAGCUCAUCACAGAUUGCGAGGCCACCCCAAGGCCUAGGUCGAUCCAACGUGGAGAUGGCACCGCUUGGAGGGAGUGGAGAUGGAGGCGUCGCGAUAGAGGCUAUCAUGACCAGGUGGACGUCAAUGUGGAGGAGGAAGAGGAUUCCGAAGAGGGAUCAUCGGAUGACCCGGAGUGGCAAGGGGGAGGACGAGAUCCAGUACGCGAGAGCGGUGGGCAAAGCAGCGGCUGGGAUCAGGACGUCAGAAGCAGCUUUGGAGGCCAGUUCAGGAGGAUCAUCCACAGCGGCUGUGGACAGAGCCUGGGUUCGGCGUCAGCAGUCGAUGCAGUGGCGGUGGCUGCUGAAGCUGCAAGUGGGCUUGAGGCCUGCGAUGAGGCCAUCAAGUGGAGAUCCAGCACCCGUGGCACCCGUGGCACCCGUGGCAGCAAGGCCUACAUGCUGCGGAUGACUGGAGCACUUCCUGAGGCAUCGGCGAUGGGGCUUCGGACGGUGCUGCGUCCUGAUGGAUCUACUGCGAUCAUGCUCGCUGGAAGUGAAGAACGGGCAUCAAGCAGCCAUCACCAUGCUGGUGAUCAAGCUGCAGAGGUGAUGGAGAUCUCAUCCCCAGAAGAGGAGUUGGAGGCCUUUGCCAAGGUGCUGGACAGCCCGGCCAAGCCGGUGCUAGCCAUCCUGGGAGGUGCCAAGGUGAGCGACAAGAUCCAGCUGAUCAUGAACAUGUUGGACAAGGUGAACAAGAUGAUCAUUGGCGGCGGAAUGGCCUACACUUUCUUGAAGAUCAAGGACAACAUGCCCAUUGGCAGCUCCCUCUAUGACGAGGAAGGUGCGAAGAUUGUGCCCGAGAUCUUGGCGAAGGCUGAGAAGUUGGGUGUUGAGAUCAUCCUGCCAGUGGAUUUCACCUGCUCUUCCAAGUUCGGAGAAGAUGGCGAGAUUAAAGAAGGCGUCACCAAGGCAGAUGGCGUCCCUGAGGGCUUCAUGGGACUGGACUGCGGACCAGCCUCGGUGGAGUUGAACGCCAAGGCUGUGGCCGAAUCCAAAACUAUCAUCUGGAAUGGCCCGAUGGGAGUGUUCGAGAUGGCCAAAUUCGAGCCUGGCACCAAGAAGCUGAUGGAUGCAGUUGUGGAGGCGACUGGCAAGGGUGUCAUCACCGUGAUUGGCGGUGGUGACACCGCCACUGCCUGCAAGAAGUAUGGCACUGAGGACAAGGUCACCCACUGCAGUACUGGUGGUGGUGCCUCCCUAGAGCUGUUGGAGGGGAAGGAACUUCCAGGUCUUGGCUUUGAGGCCUAUCCUGAAAAGCUCCUGCGUGUAAAUGUCGGAGCGAGGAUCCUAUGCUUUGGAGCCAGAACCCUUUUCAUCUUGGCGCGGUUUCUCCAUGCGGAGACCAGGUGCUUCACCAGGUAUUUUUUGGGCCAACGCGAGGGGGACCUCCAUUGCCUGGGAAGUUGUAGCAGUUGUUACGUGGCGCUGGAGGAGCUUCCAGGGAGACCCUUGGAGGCUGCCUCCCACCACACAGAGCUGGCAAUUAGCUCAGCCAAAGAUGUGCAAGCGUGGUUGGCUGCCCCUGAGGUCUGCGACUUGCUGCUGAUGUUUCCAGUGGAUCUUCGCCGUGAGGCAUGGAGCCUCGCUGCCUUGCCAAGCGAGGAGUAUCUCUCCUACCGCGGUGCCCAUCAGGAAACUCGACGCGUUGUUGAGAACUGUGAGGCCUUACAACUUCUAUCGAUCUUCGCAUGGCAAGGUGCUACAAGAGGCACAGAAAUUUGUGCUCACAAGGAGGAACCUGAAGAUUGCUUGGACAUGGCUCGAGAAAAAGCCUUGUCGGCACUACUGCGUCGCUGGAAGGAGCUAAGCCCUCAGGGCCAGAAAGAAUGGCUUCAAUCCAACAUCGUAGAGGUGGUUCUUGGGCGGAACGACAGUGUUUUGCCACUGCUGGGCAAAGCCAAUCAGGCCUUGACGCAGGCGCAGGGACAAAGAUCCAAAGUUCUGUCGCUGGCCGAUGGUCGCAGCGAAGGGCUCCUGGCGGAGCUGGCCUUGGAACUGGGCCGCACCGCCCGUUUGGUGAUGGAGCAUUCGCGCACCAUAUGGGGCCUGAAGCAGCUGAUGUUGGAGCUGUCAGGUAUCUAUCCAAACUUGCAGGGCCAGUUGCCAAUCUUCCGCGUCCAUCCAAUCUAUGGCAGGCACUUUGACGUUUUAGAAGCCCUCUUGAACAGCCUCGAGGGCCAAGAGCUUCGCAUGGCCGAGCUGGGGGUUGCAUGUGGUCCCAUUGGUCUACACCUCUUGGCUCGAUUCCCUCAGCUCCAAUAUUUUGGAGCAGAUCCCACCAUCAAGGAUGAGGUGCGCAAGGCUUACACGCCAUACCGUGACCGGGCAACGCUCUUUGCCACCACGAGUGAAGAGAUGCAUGCCAGGCUUGCAGAGGGUCCUGAGAUGGAUUUUGUUUUCAUCGAUGGUCCUCAUACCUAUGCCAAUGUGCGGAACGCGGCUCGGUCGGUGAAGAGGUUCAGAUUUUUCCAAUUCACCGGCAAGCCGGUUGUGAACUCCACCCAGGCAGUCCCACCACACACCACCCACGAUGAUUCUGCAACUGAUAUUGGAAUCCUUGAGACUUUGGACUCUAGAGCAUCACAAGUGGUUUAG
This is a messenger RNA of Cladocopium goreaui, 2739 nucleotides long. NCBI's taxonomy places the organism in Eukaryota, Dinophyceae, Suessiales, Symbiodiniaceae. The record is from the annotation of a GenBank genome assembly.